Molecule: messenger RNA, 995 nt
Organism: Closterium sp. NIES-67
Lineage: Eukaryota; Viridiplantae; Streptophyta; Zygnematophyceae; Desmidiales; Closteriaceae
Source: the annotation of a GenBank genome assembly
CAUAAUUCGCUUUCCAGCCACAUCCCAUAUCCCACAUCCCGCAUGCAUCCCGCCGCAUUCCACAUCUACCAUUUCCCGCAUCCCCCCACAUCCACAUCCCCUUUCGCGCAUCUAAAACCGCUGCGACGGCGCAUCAUACAUCCUGAAAGCCGGGAGAUCGGGGAUUUGACGGAUCCGAGUUAGCGUGUUCUCGGCAGCCUCGAUGGCGGAAACCCGGGAUGUGCGUGAGGGGAGGAAUGACUCUUGGGGAGUCACCGAGGCUUACCUUCUCGCGGUGACUCCUCCUGACUGCGGAAAAGAAUUCGCCUGACUGAUGCAUGGCUGAGCGACGGCAUCAGCCAGAUGUGACCCGCCUAUAAUAUGCGGCAUCCAGACUCAGCCAAGUUCAUUCUGAAAUCACGACUCUCUUGAGUGACCCAUCCGCCUCAGUCCACCGUGUUACAACUCUGCUAAUUUCUCUCUUUCGCCCUCUUAGACAACGCAGCCUCCGAGAAUUGCUUAUUCUUCUCGACGUCCUCUCGACGGCUUCUGUGACCACCAAUUCCCUUCGUUACUUCAACUCGGAGACCGACUUUCCGCUAUUAUCAUGGAUUAUACAUGUCAAUUGGAUCAUACGACGACAGCUCCCUGCGGGAUUCGUCGAUGAAGGACGGCAAUUCGCCAUCAGCAGCAGCCGGUGCGUCUCCCUUCUCGCGACAACCGUGCUACACCCCAGCCUCGCAGCAAAGAUCGUCGCCUCCCGCGUGUCCGCAAGCUCCGCGGGUGUCAGGCCGCUGCCACAAGAGACCCAUGGAGCCUUCGGAAAACCUUCGACGUCUCUUCCGGCCAAUCAACUUCGACGGGAUCACGUCUUCGUGAAGAAAUAAAAGGCUACAAGAUCGUCAUCACCCCGGAUGCCAUGACGGAUUUCGGUUUCAACAGAUUCCUCUUAAGGAGGAACCUGGUUGGAUGGAUGGUUCCCGGCAAUCAGGAGCUCAAAAUGGGCUUUUGAAAAA